UCCCCCCCGCCCCCGCCAUCUUAAACCGCUACGCGCCGGUAGCGAGGCGAGGCCGCCGUUCCCGCAGCCCUGGGAGAUGGCGGUGCCGAGCUCGGCGGCUUGGACGUGGCUGCUGCGGCCGCCCACGGCCACCGAGCUGCUGCUGGUGGCCCUGUGCUGGCUCGGCUGCUACUGGCUGCUGCGGCGGCGGCCGCGGGAGCUGUCGGGGCUGCCGCCGGGCCCCGCGCCCUGGCCGCUCGUGGGCAACUUCGCCUUCGCCCUUCUGCCGCCUCCGCUGCUGCGCAGGUGGGCGGUGGAGGUGCAGGGCGACCGGCUCUCCCCCGCCUUCUCGCCCCAUGUCUUCCUCACCGGCCUCACCAAGCUGUACGGCAGCGUCUUCCGGCUCUUCGUGGGCAACCGCCCCAUCAUAAUCCUCAACACCUUCGGGGCGGUGCGGGAGGCGCUGGUGCAGAAGGCGGACGUGUUCAGCGACCGGCCCUCUGUGCCCAUCGUCCUCAUGAUCACCCACCACAAGGGUGUUAUUUUUGCACCUUAUGGCCCUGUCUGGAAGCAACAGAGGAAAUUCUCUCUCUCAACACUGCGUCAUUUUGGAGUAGGGAGACACAGCUUAGAGCCUAAAAUCAUUGAGGAGCUGAACUUUAUAAAGGAGGAAAUGCUGAAGCAUGGAAAGGAUUCAUUUAAUCCCUUCCCAAUCAUUCGCAAUGCAGUGUCCAAUGUUAUCUGUUCCAUGGCCUUUGGCAAGCGUUUUAACUACGAAGAUGAUGAGUUCAAGACGAUGCUGAAGAACAUGGCCCGCGCCCUGGAGCUGAGCGUGAACAGCUACAUGAUCCUGGUCAACAUCUUCCCUUGGCUCUACUACCUUCCCUUUGGGCCUUUCCGGGAGCUUCGGCAAACUGAGUUAGAUAUUACUGCUUUUCUGAAGAGAAUAAUUGCCCAGCACAGGAAUACACUGGAUGCAGCAAAUCCCAGGGACUUCAUUGAUAUGUACUUCAUCCAUGCGGAAGAGGAGAAGAACAACAAGGAGAGCAGUUUUGAUGAUGAUUAUCUGUUUUUUAUCAUUGGUGACCUCUUCAUCGCAGGCACAGAUACUACUUCCAACACGUUGCUGUGGUGCCUGCUCUACAUGUCUCUUUACCCUGAAGUACAAGAAAAGGUUCAUGCAGAAAUCGAAGCAGUUCUAGGACGUGACAAAGUCCCCUCUCUUGCUCACAAGGCUCAAAUGCCCUUCACAGAGGCAACCAUUAUGGAAGUGCAGAGAAUGACUGUGGUUGUUCCCCUUUCAAUUCCUCGAAUGGCCUCAGAAACUGCUGUGCUCCAGGGAUAUACUAUUCCUAAGGGGAGUGUGAUUGUGCCCAACCUGUGGUCAGUACACAGAGAUCCUAACAUUUGGGAGAAGCCGGAUGAAUUUCAACCAUCAAGAUUUCUGGAUGAAAAUGGCCAGCUAAUAAAAAAAGAGUCAUUCAUUCCUUUUGGAAUGGGUAAACGUGUGUGCAUGGGAGAGCAGUUGGCAAAAAUGGAGCUGUUCUUGAUUUUUGCAAGUCUAAUGCAAAGUUUUACCUUUCUGUACCCUGAAAAUGCUGCAAAACCAUCCAUGGAGGGAAGGUUUGGUCUAACUUUAGCUCCAUGUCCAUUCAACAUAAUAGCUUUGAAGAAAUGAUGCGACGUCAACAAAGAUUAAGCACAGAAAUACUGCACUUUUAAAAUGCAGCUCUUUUUUUUUUAUUUCCAGCUCAUUUUGUUACUUUCUUUCCAGAAAAAAACCCCAACUGCGUAGGCUUUCCUAGCCAGUGAGAAUGAUCCAUUUAGAUUUCUGGAAAGAGAAGAUUUUUUUUGUCAACUGUUGCAUUCCACAAAUGAACUGACAGCAUAGUUUUUAAUUUGAUAUUAAAACUUGGUGGGCUUAAGCUUUGUCUAUUACUAUCAGUUAGUCAAAUGUUGAUUUGAAAGAAUGGUCCAAAACAUUUGUUACAUUUAUAACAAUAUACAUUUAUAACAUUUAUAUCUAGCAAAUGGUAAUUGUAAAAAAUCCUGAAAGCAGCACAUAAACAUUUCAUUUACCAAAGGAAUGAAGCACAUCAUGUAAUAUUAAGAGUAUUAAUUAAUGAGAGAUUGUUAGCAUUUUCUGUGUAAAGAAACAUUGUAACUGAGCUUAAAUAAUUACAUAUACUUUUUGGAAAUUAAUGAAUGACAUUACUUUUAACCUUGGAGGGUUCUUUUUUGCGAGUAACUCAUAGGUGUACUAGGUUGGAUCAAAUCAGUCUGGAUUCCUGGAUCCAAGCAUCCUUGACAUUCAGGGCUCACUAUAAAAAAGCAGGUACCAACUCUGAAAACCCAGGAUUUAAGGCCAAAUGAAUCCUUGGAUAUGCCAUAUUCUCAACAGGAAAUGAGUAUGCAGUAUCUGGAUGCAGAUGUUUUAUAAACUAGAGUGGAAUUCUCUAACAAGAAACAGCAGAAGUUUGUUCUCUCUGGUGCCAAACAUAUUCAAGACAUCUGUGCUGCCUCUUGGCAUUCAGUGUUUCCCUCAUGGCAGCAGUGGCUGCAGGCUGGACGAGGCCAGCAGCUGCUCACUGGGGACAACGCUACAUGUGUAGUCCUGAAGUCAAGGCUUGCACUCAGGUUUUUCAUCCACAGGCAGUGUGGACAGUACUGCCACAACCUCUGGCUUUGGGAACUGGAGUCUUCAAAUACGGUGUCACUCCAGCAGUACAGGUGAAGGCCUUACACAUUUACCAUGAACAGAAGGAAGCUGACAAACUUGAGGUUUGAAUAUAAUGCCUCUCUCUGUUAUCUUCCCUAUAGAGUAAAAAUAUCUGUAGUUCAUAUAGUAUUAGUGUAUCAGUACCUUACUCUUUUCACAUGCAGAAUCUUAGUGCUGGUAACCACUGUCAAACCAGCUGCCAAGGAAACCUCAUGUAAAUUGUUUCAGAGCAGGGCAUUCAGUCUUGCCUUGUAUUUCAAACAUGGAAAGAGAUCUUUUGGGGGGAAUAUGUAACAAUUAACCUUUAAAUGGAUGUUCUUAAUCAUUCUUAAAUCUCUUUGCACUCCUUUUGAUCUAUCAGAAUUUCAUAUCACAUAAAUUAAGUUCUUACAUACUCUUCUAAAGAUGUUUUUUCCCCUCACUGGAGAUCUAGAGAAUACCAGGAGCCCUGCUAAUGUCAAGUUUACAAGACUGGAAUGUGAAUUUGAAUGUCAUUUAGAAUUGGGUAUUCCAUAGCAGAAACUAAACCUAAAUUGUGAAAGAAGAGACAACUUUUCAGCUUUAAUGUCUGGUUUUGUCACUUUUAACCUUGAAGUUUUAAAAUCCAGGUAGUGCCUAACAAAGACUGUAAGAUAGUUAUUUUGCAUUUAAAUUAAGGUUUUCUGUUACCUGUUUUGAAUAACAGAGUGCCUUAAUUUCAGAAUUAUGUAUUUGGUUGUUCUCCCACUGUUUGUGUGAGAACUUUCAGUUCUUAGAUAGGUUAGCUUUGGACUGUAUAGGCUUAUGGGUUUGGGGUUUUUUGGUAUGAAAUUUUUGAAAAAUUAGUACAAUAUAAAGUUGAGUUUGAUACCAAUGCUAGUGAACUUGCUCUGAAACGUCACAGUACUGGAGAAUUAAGCACUUUCUUUAAUUUAAUUUUGUAUUUUCCAAUGAAGAAGUACAUUCUAUAGAGUUAGGAUUUUUGUCUGGAAAUCCUAAAAUUAGGCUUAAUUGAGAAGCUAAAAUUAAGUGCUGAUAAUAUUUAUCUUUCUGUUGAAAUGCCUCCUUAAACAACAUAAUGAUGUUGGUGUGCAACUGGUGACUUGUACAAAAUACCUGUCCUUUUAAUCAAUGAGGACACAUUUGAAAAGCACUUUAGUAUUUUUUUACAGAUUCCAAAGAAGAUGCUAUUCACGUAAUCCCUUGGUAUGUGAAACUGUACAUAUUAGUGCUUGUUUUGCCUGCUGAGUUUAGUUUAAAAUGUCACCUUUGAAAACUAUCCUUUAAAAAUUAGCCUUCUACAAAAACUACUUUGAGAAUGUGUUUUUUGGUGAUACCUGUAAUCAAAUGCUGCAUCGUGCGACAAGCUGAAAUUACUGGUGAGAAGUUCUAACCAUGUCAAGGUCUGCUAGAAUACAGGAUGCUGUUGGAAAUGACAAUAAAGACCUGCCUUUCAUACCUUCCAGGUGCACUGAAAUUUUCACAGGAUACCAUAAAAAUAGCUAAACAAUAGCAUAAAGGCAACAAAAUCUCUGUGGUUUUCAAAAUGUGUUGCCAUCUUUGGCAAACUGUAAAGCGGUAGCAGAUUUGGUUUGUGUUUGUAAAUGUAUCCUCCCCCUGUCUUUUUUUAGCAGAGGAAGCAUCUCAAAUUCCUUGUUGAAAAAUAUAUGUCCAUGUAAGUGAGUGACUGUUUCUGAAUGCUGUAAAUAACUAACUUUAUUUCUAAAAUUACUUUGCUUCAAUGUGUUUUUGUUUUGAAUAAAGUAAUUCCCAAGUGAGUGUUUCA
Messenger RNA from Corvus hawaiiensis (hawaiian crow), 4463 nucleotides. Its product is annotated as cytochrome P450 2U1. The coding region runs from base 77 to 1657 and encodes 526 amino acids. The record is from RefSeq and is a predicted model, not a curated record. The transcript is spliced from 5 exons. Lineage: Eukaryota; Metazoa; Chordata; Aves; Passeriformes; Corvidae. Gene Ontology annotation, molecular function: oxidoreductase activity, acting on paired donors, with incorporation or reduction of molecular oxygen, reduced flavin or flavoprotein as one donor, and incorporation of one atom of oxygen; heme binding; iron ion binding. Gene Ontology annotation, biological process: xenobiotic metabolic process. Gene Ontology annotation, cellular component: cytoplasm; intracellular membrane-bounded organelle.